AUCCUUGAGCUUGCUCCACAGCCAGAGCAGCACGCGGUUUAACUAGAGGAAACUUGCCAAGUGUGCUGUCACUCCAGGAUGGCAGGUAUGUCCAAAUGCUUCCCUACAAGGAAUUCCAGUGAAUCUGCUACAUUAGUGAGUUUGUUAGGCUCAGAAUAGAAUUUUGCUAUUAGGUGUACUUAUCUAUGUACUUGGUGAUAUUUUCUCUAAGGAUUUCCUGCUGUUCACUUUUUCUCCAGAAAGGGGUUUGGUUGCAACUCGUGAGGUGCCUUCAGUCUGCCCUUUAUUGUAGGGAUGCACUGAUGUUCUCUCUCCAGACAGGUGCCUCUGUGUACAAGGGAUCAGCUUGCUGCUGUGGGCACUAUUACUGGUGUGGGCCAACAGAAAUUUCGUCAACUAAACUUUGCUGUUGGGACAUGUGCCAUGUCCCUUGACUAACUUCAGUAGAGAGAAGCAGGUUUGGGCAUUAGGCCAGAGAGGUGACCUGCUUUCUGUUAGGCAUCUAGAAACAUACAGGAGUGAGUUAUAUGGCUUAUCCCCAGCUGGACUCUUAAAUGCAACUCUUAAAUGGGUUAAAUGCAACAACACUUCUGUCAAGUUGGAGGAUGACUGUUAAUGGUUUCUCUGUGUCUGGGAAGAGACAAGAAUUGCAUGGCUCUUACUUUUAAGUGGGAGGUAGUUCUUUGAUGCAGGUAAAACCUUAAUGGGGCACUGGGGAGCUCAGCGUGCUAUCCAUCAUGCAUUAAGAAGGAUGACUAAUCCUCCCUUUGUAUUUGAGGUUGGAGAAUUACUUUCUAUCUAAUGGUCAUUAAGGUGAAUGAGAAGGAUGAGCUACGUGAUGAGGUACAAGUAAGCAUUUGGAGCAGUGUGCUCUUAGGUUGUCAGGAUUCGGUUCAUGUCAAACCUUGAGGAAAAAAAAUUGCCAGCCAGUCUCAGUUUCAAGACUGUUCUUGAAAGAACCCUUAGCCUCGUGGGAAUUUCUGUUUCAAGGUGAAGUAGUAGAGCAGGAGGCCUGCCAGUGACUUCACUGCUGAAACAGCUUUUGUGCUAAUGAAGUGUUCCAUGUAUUGUUAAAUCUUGUUUUAGCAUGUCCAAGCCACUCACAAAGCAAGCUGGUCAUGGAAAUCCAGUUUGAUCCAGGGCUGUGGUGCUGAAUGGGCAUCAGGUGGAAGUCCUCUCAUAUCCUUGAGUAGACAAGGCAGAUGGCCCAGCAGGUGGCAGGACAGCAGUGGUGAGGUGGCUUUUCAGGUUGCUGAAUGUAACCCUUUUUGCCUUCAAGCUUGAUACAAAAGCUGGGUGGUCUAGUUAGUACAUUGCUAGAUGCCUUAGCUGGGGUGAAGAUUUCUGCGCCAGCUUUAAGUCCUAGGGUGAUGUCCCCAGAGCACUGGAAUUGUCAGCCAGGAACAGGUGUAGGAUGAGAGAGUAGUUAUUGUAAUGAUUCGACUGUAGAAUUAAUGUAGCAUGCUACAUUUUGUCUGAUGUGAGGCUUUUAAGGAAUCAAAGUACUGUUGGGUGUGGUGGCUUUACUUGGUAUUUUAGGCUUCGGAUAUCCUGGACAGCAUACGUUUAUUCCAUGUUUGGAAGGCUGUGGUGGACUGAACGGUGGGUGGCAGUGGCUGCCUUAUAGCUUUUAAGUUGGUGCUUGUGUGCAGCAAAUCUUGGCUAAGCUGUACAAACCAGCCAGCCUCCUCAAAAGGAGUCAGGGCUUCAGUGGCAGCUGAGAAAGAGGUGACCGUACUUUGGCUGAGGCUCGCCAGCCUUAGAAAGGAGAGAAGCUUAGAGAUACUGAAGGGUUUAGUAGCUACAUAAUUGUUUCUCAAGAAUUCUCACUUGUUAAACUCUGGAAAUUCAAGGCAUCUUAUCUUCUUCUGCUUGCUCCAAGGUAUACUGCGUUUUAAGAACAGAUCUCCUGUUUCUUCCUCUUUGUAUACACUUCUUAAGUUCUUUUCAUGUACUUCAAACUCAGUUUCCUAAUUGGAAACUUUCCACUGAUGUCAUGGGAGCUUUCUGUGGCCCACAUCAAAUAGUUUGGUUCACCAGGAAUUAAAUGACUGUACAAAUGUUUAUAUUAAACACUUAUUUAGAAGGCAUGUUGAUUUAUGAGGACCUAUGAUGACUAUGGUAUGUUGGGAGGAUAGGUUGACUGUACAGGCUUUUGUGUUGUCUUUGAACUGUAAAAAGUACCAGCAGCUGUGUAAUGCUCAGAUAAGACAACGGAGGGCUGCUUACAUCUAAUGCACUUGCUCCAUCACUGACUCUUGCAGUGUUUCUUAUCUCUCACACUGGAGAGGUUUUUGAAUAUGUAACCUUAAUGGAAAAGACUCAGACAGCAGUGUCUGGAAUAGUCAGAGCAGAAAGCAGCCAGCUUAAUUAUAGGUACUGGAAUUUCUGUUUUUGAGAGGAAACCCACAGUUUAGUCUGCUGAGAAUCCCAAGGGAAGGAAGGAGGAGAUGGUGAACAUCUAUGUUCUUCACACUGUGCUUACUCAGGCUUCUGUGGUGGUGUCAGGGCACUUGAAAGGUAGAAAGAAAAGGGAUAAAUACUAUCCUGGAAUUUCCUCCCCAGUAUACCUCUGACAUUGAGGACCAUCAUCUCUUUUCUUCCCUGAAGGUGAUUGUGCUCCUUUAUAAUUUAAAAGAAAGACCUUUUGGAAAGCUGCUUGGGGUGGUAUGGAGUCUUCCUUAUGAACAUGAUGUGCUAGUAGGUAUCUUUGGAGUAGGCUGACUUAGCAGAUAAUUUACAAAACUUGCUGAGCUUCAUUGCCGUGUGUAUCUUCCCUGUGAAAUAAGUGAGUAGGACAGAUCCGUGCCUCUGAGGUGGGCAGUGGGUAAGUCUUCAAUAAAGCCCAAACUGUGUUCAGUUACUCACUUUGCAGAAGGCAAAAUGCUUUUGAAAACUUAAUGUUUUAUAUGCCUUACCGGAAGAGUAAGGCUGUAGGUAUGGCUUUGAUAUCUGACAUUGAACAUAUUGGUGGGCAGAAACUUUUCAGGCAAAGCAUAUGUGAAUGUUUUUUUUAACUCUUUCCAGAAGUUACAAUAUUGGACUGCCAUCAGACUGAACCAACUAAAAAGCCAAAAGCAUCCAUGCAUAAAUUGAGACCUCUAGGACAUUACUCGGCCUUGAAUACAGGCUAACUGCUUGAUCCCUAAAGGGGAUUCCAUUCCCUUUACACACAUUUUCCUUACAGUAUCCUUUCUGAAAUGGCUGUUGUAAAAGCUGCCGUGGCUAUUUUUAAUUGCAGUGUUCUUAUGUUCCAGAAUCAUGCUUCUUGGUGUAGCUGUUGAUGCUGAGGUUUUGGGGGAUAAGUAUUCUUGUGGCUGGGGCUGAAGAUGGAUUACUCCAUUGUGGACUUGAGUCUGAAUAACUAAACUAAACUGGCCUAGAGUAAAAACUUCAUGUACUUUCACAUUUGAUCUGAAACAGUGACUAUAUAUGUGUGUGUGUGUGUUUGUAUUCUUGUUGCCACAGUUUGUGUGAUGUGCUUUAGUCCAUUUCACUUUGUUUCUCUGGUUUCAAAUUUGAUUUGUCUAGUUGCACUAUAUGGGGACAAAACUUCAGGCAGCCAGGCUAGAACAGCUUUGAGAAGUUCUGCUGUUAUGUGAAGCCUUGUGCAAUUCAGGGUGAUGUAAGAACCCAGAUGAAGCUUUUGGUAACCCUGCUUAUCUCAAACGGUUGUAGUGAUUUCCAAGGACCCUAUCAGGUAAUGGUGAAAGCAAAACAUUGCAUCAUAUUGAGACUGCCCAGCUGUAGCCUUCAUUCAGAUGUGCAGCGUCUCUUCCUAAUUACGGUAUGUCCCAGGUCAAUUAUAUUUAAACACAGUCUAACCAUGCCCUUAAUUUUUUUUGGCUAAUGACAAGGCAGAAAUCUAGUGAGACAUCAUCCCAGAAUGCUCUGCUUUGGGGAGUUUGUGUAAGUUCCAGUAAAGCUGGCAGUGUGAGCUGUCUCUUGUGUAAUCUGUCUGCCAGGAGCAUCCUCUUAGCUCAGCACUUUAUUGAGAGUGGCUGUGGGGUGGUUUGUUGCUUGUGUGCGUGGUUCUGAGCAUGCUGAUGGAGUGGUUUGCUAGAUGUUGACAAAUAUAUCAGCACUAGUUUGCAUAUUUAUCUGGCUAUCUCUGUGAAUUUUUGCUCAUGUAAGCAGUUUGAGUUGCAUCGCUUCUGGUUGCAACUUCAGGAGUGAGGUUAGCACAUCAUUUUCAGAGAAUGGCAAUGAAUUGAGUCAGGCUGAGUGCACUGUGUUGGCUUCUCCUUUUUGCUUGAUUGUUUCAACCAUUUUAAAGGUUAGAUAGAAAUAUAGGUUUCCAUGUUAGCUGCAAAGGUAACCAAUGAAAGGAUGGAGAUCAUCAAUGCCCUUGCAGAAAUCCUUGGCUGAAAUCAAAACAAAUGUGUAUGCAUGGUAGUUGAAUGUGGGCAGCCAAAGCAUACACAUAGCAUUUAGAUUUUGUAAAUCAUAUGGUGGAUUCAUGUUUUACAGAUAAUCUUCAUGCAAUGUGCUUGCGCUUUGUAGUGUUGUUCUUUCUGGUCCCUUAUGGGUGCUUGCACCAAGCCUUAAUAGAUUAAGUUUUUUUGCUGCUUAAAAAGUAGAGGGAAAAAAAGCAAGAAGGCCUUUUCCCCACCAAAAAUGUCAGGAUGGCAGGUUGUGAGUCUAUGUAAGAGGCGCUUAGAUGGUCUUGUCUCAGAGGUACUGAGGCCAGAAGAAUGAGGUGUUUAGAUAUUCUUCUCUUUCAGUUGUGUGAACAGAACAUAAACUCUCACUUGGUUAUUUUGCAAUGGAAGCCCGUUGUACAACAUGAGGAGGCUGCACUUCCUCAUAGCUUUUCCAUGCUAGGAAGGUUGCUGUUCUCUGCCAUACUGUAUGAGCUGCCAGUAAAUCUGAUUAAAGGUUACAGAGAUGCAGAGCACAGUUGAUGUACCCUUGACGCACUUCUGUGACAAACUCAGUGGCUCUGUGUUGCUGUUACAGGUCUGGACUUGAGCACAGUAUCUAAAAAUUUGUAUUAUAUAACAAACUCAUGGUGAUCCUGACUUGACUUUUUGCAGAGAACAGACAGUUCUAGGCAGACAAGAAAUGCCAAUGCUUUUUUCCUUUCUUUACUGGCUGUGUUGCAAACCAUUUAUGCCAAAACAUUCUGGAGGCAUUCUGCCAUGGUGUGACUCUGCUUCCUUUCUGCUGAGGGAGAUCCCUCGGAAACUGCUUUCACUGUGGAGGCUUGGAAAGGAAGAGGGAAUUGAAAGCUGUGGUGGGGGAUGUUCUGGACUUGAGCAAGCCAAGGUGCUUGAUUACACUGGGUAGCAGGUUUAGAUUUGUCUAGACUCUCAACUGGCUGUUGCAGUGGUUGAAGAAGAAAAAUUGCAUCUUCCAAUUGGAUUUAGAGUGGGUUUUUCCAUGGCUUUUAUUAUGUUUUAAGGCUUGUUGUUGUUCCCAGGUCAAACUUAAAUAGAAAACAUAAGACUGCUGCCAGCUUUCUAUCACAGACACCUUUUAUCUUGCAUUCAUCUCUUCCAAGCAGAUGCUGCUUUCAUUUCAUCUAUUUCUUGCUACAAGACUGAAAUUAACAGCCCUUUGAUGUACAGGGAGAAAUGGUAUUUCAAAGCAAAGUACCUAGUGAUCUUUGAUAAUAGAACUGUUUUUUAUAUUGAAUUUAAUUCUGCAUUCCUUCUAUGAAACUAAUCUGAACGGUGGAAGCUCCCAAUCCCUGUUUGCUCAGAGCUGUCCCUCCUUGCUUGGGAACAUCGUUGGCUGUUCUGUUUGGGUUAUGAGGUACAGAUGAAGCUGGGCUCAUCACCCUGGGGCUGUGCAUGGGGAAUAGGCAGACACUGGUGUGAUGCAGUGCUCCUGCAGAUUGUUUUCUUCCCAGCUGAUAAGAUUCAGUGCAUGGUUUAGUAUUGCAAGAGUGGCAGCCACACAGCUCAAGGUGGAGUACAGCAGAGGAAAGGAUCUGAGGAGAACAAGUCUUCAGACACUUUGUUGUGGUAGUGAAGCAAUCCAUAGCCGCUAGCCAGACAGACUUCUUCCGAGUCCACCCUGCCCCCCCUAAUCUUCCUGUCUUCAAAGACUUGUACUGAGCAUGAGGUUUGUGUGAACAUCCAGCUUUUGGCUUUCAUGUUUUCCACUUAAAAAGAUGAGUUCUGUUCCUGUAAGGUGGAGCACUUCCUAAAGGGUGAUGUGGCUGAACUGCAUGCACGGGAGUAUUGUUUCCAAGGGGUGUGCUGACCCUUGCAGGGAGGGCUGCUGAUGGAUAAGUCUGAGCCACAGGAUGGUUCAUGGAGCAGGUGGCUCAGGGAAAUGGAGAAUUCCAAAAUUUAAGCUCUGACUGGCUUGGCAAUCAGUCAGGAUACAAAAGAAAUGAUUGGCUGCCUUUACAUGUGAUGUUACAGGAGCUAUCUGAUGCAGAGUAGGCACAUCCUGAGUAUGGGUUACUCAAGCAUAGAGACUGGGGGAUAAUCCAAACAUUUCUGGAGAUGAAUUGCAAAAGGCUUUUUUUUUUUUUUGCAAGUCAAUAUGCUUUUUGCUGUCUGCCACAUCCUACUAAAACCUGCCAGACUUACUGAAGGAGGCUGGAGAAAGCUUUUUUUCUGAUAGUCAGAUGCUGGAGGUAUUAAAGAAUCUGACCAGCUUUCAGGCUAGAAAGACUAAACUUGAUUUAAAGAGGCUGGGGUAAUUGUGUGAACUUGUGCUUUGGAUGCACGUGCAGGGGUGUUGACUUCUGAAAACAUCCUUUGGCUAAGUGAAUAGAACAGCUUUCUAAACAGUCUGUGAAAAAAGAUCACUUCCUCAGUGACUCAACUGUCUCCUCUUGUGAGGUUUUUGUCUUCAGUAGCGACACUCUCAGUCUCCACAGACCUCCACAGGGCAGGAAGGACCUGAAUUUAUAGUCUGAGAAAGCUGGGAAAGAUCUACUGGGUGUUCAUACAUCAGGAUGUACCUUCAUUCCUCUUUUUCAACACUUAACAAGCCCAGGAUGAAGUGAUCUGGGUAAACAGUGUAGAAAAAAGCUGUUUUUUUCCAUGUGGCAAGGCAAUACUGACCAGUGGACAUCUUGACAAGGUCUCUGAGCAACGUUUCCUGUAGAGCUGAAUGAAAGCAGAAGCAGCUGGGUGAAUUGAUGAGCUUGCCUUGGGAGCCUCUAAGUAGGCAAAAUCGGAACCCACAAUGGGUCAAAAGGUCACAGGUGGGAUAAAGACUGUGGAUAUGAGGGACCCAGUAUACAGACCAUUGAAGCAGGAGCUCCACAGACUUGACUACAGCAAACCCACGCGUCUGGACUUGCUACUGGACAUGCCUCCUGUAUCGUAUGAAGUCCAGUUAUUGCAUUCAUGGAACAAUGAUGAUCGCUCGCUGAAUGUAUUUGUGAAGGAGGAUGAUAAACUCAUAUUUCACCGGCAUCCGGUGGCUCAGAGCACAGAUGCUAUCAGAGGCAAAGUAGGAUACACACGAGGACUGCACGUGUGGCAGAUAACGUGGGCAAUGCGGCAGCGAGGCACACAUGCUGUGGUAGGGGUGGCAACAGCAGAUGCCCCUUUGCAUUCUGUAGGGUACACCACACUUGUAGGAAAUAACCAUGAAUCGUGGGGAUGGGACCUCGGGCGCAACAGACUGUACCACGACGGCAAGAACCAGCCAAGUAAAACCUACCCUGCCUUCCUAGAACCAGAUGAAACUUUCAUUGUGCCAGAUUCCUUUCUGGUAGUUCUGGACAUGGAUGAUGGGACACUGAGUUUCAUUGUAGAUGGGCAAUAUAUGGGUGUUGCCUUUCGGGGACUUAAAGGGAAAAAGCUGUAUCCAGUGGUAAGCGCAGUGUGGGGACACUGUGAAAUAAGGAUGCGCUACUUGAAUGGACUUGACCCUGAACCACUGCCUCUGAUGGACUUGUGUCGGCGAGCUGUGAGGCUUGCUCUGGGCAAGGAAAGACUGAAUGAGAUCCCUACCCUGCCGCUGCCAGCCUCCCUCAAGAGUUACCUGCUCUACCAAUGACCUUCAUGUUCUGGGACAGAGAGUUGAAACCAAGGCAAAAUGUCUGGAGCUGACCCACUGGGCAGUGGGUUUGCCACCCUCGUGUCAUUGCUACUGUUGGAAAUCCUUGGCCAAAGUACUCCUGUUACUGCUAAAAAUCUCCAUGUGCCCUUAUUGGCAAGCUCUCGAGUAGUCUUUAUUUCACGACUGAGCGUUUUGUUCUUUGGAAGUCACUUCCCCAGCACAGUUUAAAGAAGGAAAUUUGACAGAAGCUCUGUGCUUCCCUGCUUCUCCUGAUAAAAGGCUGUACUGCAUCCUUGGGGUCAUAGAGCCUGGGAGUGAGCCCUUCUAUACCAGUUUAAGGGAAGAACAUAGUUUGGGGAAGGGACAGCACUAGGAGUGGAUAUCUUAAGACUAGGUGCUAAGAUUGGAAAGGCAUGGGGUGGCCAGUGGAAUAGGGAGGAGUCUGGAAUACAAAGAGGAAAUCAUUGCUGAGUUCUUAAAAACCAAAAAAAAACCCUGACACCAAAACCAAGACCCCUUCCACCAGGAUGCUUAAUUUGGAGGAGGUGGUUAUACUGCUCAUGUCUGUCUCUGCCAGGACCUCUCACCGUGUUCUAAUGUUACUUCAUAGAGAGUGAAUCUUGCUUUCCUGUUUAUCACCAUCACCUUCUCAGUUCUCCUGCUCUAUUCUCUGUCCGGCUGCUUCUGAGUGGGUGUCUCAGCUGAUUGAGCAGCCACCUCAUGUCUUCACCUGCCCUCUUCCUCUUGACUUAAAGCUGUAGGUUUUAGUUCCUUGCUGAUGUGGGGACAAAGAAGGGACAAACAUUUCCUGCAAAGCACUCCUUGGUGAGACAGGCUGCAUGAGCUCUGAGACUUGUUAUACAGCUGUAGGUCUUGCCAUCUUAUGUCUGCUUUCUGUUUAGCCUGUUCCAGGUUAAAUCUUUAGAGAAACGUAGUGGUUCUCUAAUGACUUCCAGGGAAUUUUCUUCCUGAAUAGACCACUUAGUCACCCAAACCAGGCUUUCUUCUACUGUAGACCAUCAGCAUAAUCUCCACUUAGCUAUGCAGCAGGAAUAGUUCUGUUUCUUGCUUAGGAUUUGGGGAAGUCAUCCCAGAGAAAGCGGUAGCAGUGUGACUACAGUAGUGCCAUAGGAAGACCAGAAAUCCAGAAAGUGGUUGCUACAGAAUGUAACUUGUGAGACUUUAAUGUGCUGAUCUUCAGGCACAGCAAGAAGAGAACCUCUCCAGAGCUGGGGGUUUGGCAGGGGAGACCUUCAAUAAACAGGACUAGCAAUUCAGGCAAAAUCAGCACGUCCCAAAUAGAUUCUUGCCUCAGUAGCCAGGGAAAGAGAGGAUGACGCUCCUUUACUAGCAGGAGCUGCUCUCUUGACCUCUCCGCAGGUUACUAUGCUGCCUUUCUGAGGUUAUUUUGCACAUUUCUUUGUCUUGAAAAAAUGUUUGUAUGGUUGGUUUUUUUUUUUUGCUCUUGAGUUAUUCCCUCAGUUCUGUGUAGGUACAAAUGAGUUUAGUUGUUGAAAAUGUUAAUAUAUGUAUUUGUGGUGUAUGUAUAAGAACAUGUUUUAAACAGCUGCUGUAGGGUACCUUUUUAAAAUUAACUACUUGCAUAGUAUAUUUUUAAAGCACAGAAUUGGUGCCAAGACUGGGUGGGGUGUGAUAUGCCCCUUUUUUAAAUCUAAUAUUUUAUGGUUUUUUUUAACAUAGGGGUUUGUACUAGUUUCUGUUGCAGGGUGGGACACAAAUUGCACAAUAAAAUACAAUGUGUAUGGAACUCUACUUGGUUGCCUUCAGCUUGAACCAGUGUCUUCCCUAACUCCUAGGAAGGAGCUGUGUUCUCCCCACUUCUAAUACUCUUAUGCUCUUCUGUCUCCAUCUCUUCUCACUUCUCCAUUACAUUUUGUACAGUUUUAAACUCUCACUUCCUAUUUUAUGGCUGUAGAUAAUACUCAAUAACCUAAUAAACUUUAUUAAAUACUG
Messenger RNA from Gallus gallus (chicken), 9948 nucleotides. It is a transcript of the gene SPSB1, whose product is annotated as splA/ryanodine receptor domain and SOCS box containing 1. The transcript is spliced from 3 exons. Gene Ontology annotation, biological process: proteasome-mediated ubiquitin-dependent protein catabolic process; intracellular signal transduction. NCBI's taxonomy places the organism in Eukaryota, Metazoa, Chordata, Aves, Galliformes, Phasianidae. Gene Ontology annotation, molecular function: protein binding. Gene Ontology annotation, cellular component: SCF ubiquitin ligase complex. The record is from RefSeq and is a predicted model, not a curated record. The coding region runs from base 7150 to 7971 and encodes 273 amino acids.